AAACAAUUAAUUAAAUAAAUAAAUUAAUAAAAAGUUUAAAAAAUGAAAUACUUAGUUCUCUUCUUAUUUGCUUUAUUAGCAGUUGCUAAUGUCUCAGCUUACCAAUGUGGUAGAUAUCAAUGUGCUCCAGGUCACUCAUGUAUCUGUGAUGCCGGUGUUUUCAGAUGUGUUUACAGAUGUGAAGAAUUAACUAUCAUUCAAACUGUUACCAAUCAUUGGGUUGACGGUGAACAACACCCAUCAGUUCAAGUAUCUGUUGAAAUUAUUAACCACACUAGCCGUACUGUUAAAGAUAUAAUCAUUGCCACUGAUGUUAGUUUAAAUUCAAAUCAAAUGUGGGGUGUUGAAAAAUGUGAAUUAAUUGAAGGUCUUACAUUAAUUGACUUACCAUCAUAUGUUGAAAUUGCCCCAGGUAAAUCACACACCUUCGGCUACAUUGCCAAAGGUAACACUAGUGCCCACUUAUGGCCACAACGUGUUUACAUCAUGUAAAUUGAUAGUUUACAUUUUUAAAAUAUAAAAAAAAAAAAAAAAAUUUUAAAUAAAGUCAAAUUCCUUUUUUAUAUAUAAGAUUUUAAAAUUAAAUAU
Messenger RNA from Dictyostelium purpureum, 588 nucleotides. RefSeq lists its product as uncharacterized. Gene Ontology annotation, molecular function: extracellular matrix structural constituent; polysaccharide binding; hydrolase activity, hydrolyzing O-glycosyl compounds. The transcript has 2 exons. The record is from RefSeq and is a predicted model, not a curated record. NCBI's taxonomy places the organism in Eukaryota, Evosea, Eumycetozoa, Dictyosteliales, Dictyosteliaceae. Gene Ontology annotation, cellular component: extracellular matrix. Gene Ontology annotation, biological process: extracellular matrix organization. The coding region runs from base 43 to 492 and encodes 149 amino acids.